CGCACGACCAUCUUUUUCUUUCUUCCCCCCUACCUCUCCCCGCCCAACGGAAGAAGAACAAAAACCACAGUCAAGAUGGCGCCUUCCAACCUGCCCUCCGUCCUCAAUGCCACCAGCCAGGACGUUGAGAUGCUCCUGGCUGCGCAGUCUCACCUCGGCAGCAAGAACCUCCAGGUGCACAUGGAGCCUUACCUGUGGAAGACUCGCGCCGACGGUGUCAACGUGAUCAACAUUGGCAAGACCUGGGAGAAGAUUGUCCUCGCUGCCCGCAUCAUCGUCGCCAUCGACAACCCGGCCGACAUUUGCGUCAUCUCCGCUCGUCCCUACGGCCAGCGCGCUGUCCUCAAGUUCGCCGCCCACACCGGUGCCUCGUCCAUCGCCGGUCGCUUCACCCCCGGUAGCUUCACCAACUACAUCACGCGCUCCUUCAAGGAGCCCCGCCUGAUCAUCGUCACCGACCCCCGCACCGACGCCCAGGCUAUCAAGGAGGCCAGCUACGUCAACAUCCCCGUCAUCGCCCUCUGCGACACCGACUCCCCCACCGAGUACGUCGACGUUGCCAUCCCCACCAACAACAAGGGUCGCCACGCCAUCGGUACCGUCUGGUGGCUGCUCGCCCGUGAGGUCCUCCGUCUCCGCGGCACCAUCUACAACCGCGAGACCCCUUGGGACGUCAUGCCCGAUCUGUACUUCUACCGCGACCCCGAGGCCGAGGCCGAGGAGAAGGUCGAGGAGGAGAAGGCUCCUGGCGUCGACGAGGAGGGCCCUGCCGCCAUCGAGACCGGCACCGCCGCCGCCGGUGGCGACUGGGACGCUGCUCCCGCUGCUGGCUUCACCGGCGCUGCCGCCACCGGCGGCGCCGGCUGGGACGGUGCCGAGGGCGGCGAGUGGGCUGCCGCCGGCCAGACCACCGAGUGGGCCGCCGAGGCCUCCAAGGAGACCCAGUGGUAGGAACCUGGUCCCUACAACGGCUCGUCGGCUGGCGACGAUGCAACGCAGUGGUAAAUUGGUCACGGGUCAUCGGAGGCAUUCCCCAGGCUUGCAGUCGUGCUUGUCUUUGGAGGCCCUGGUCGACUGGGUGGCACUUAUGAGGGAAAGAUACUCGGCCUUGCCGCGGGGGGGUGAAAUGCACUCUUGCUGAAGUCUAAUAAUUUUUUGGUUGGGGACUCGGUAGGAACGCAUGUUGCUUUUCGGGCAAGGAAGAGGGAAAGCCCUGUGUCAGCCAAAGGGGUGGACUUGAUCGUUGCCCCCGCCAUGGUUUUUCAAAGGCAUUUUUCCGUUGCGUGAAGCUCUAAGCUAUUCCGAGUGACAAGAAACUCACAAAAGGCCGAAAAAAGUACCGUAUCUAGUCC
Molecule: messenger RNA, 1352 nt
Organism: Purpureocillium takamizusanense
Lineage: Eukaryota; Fungi; Ascomycota; Sordariomycetes; Hypocreales; Ophiocordycipitaceae
Gene: RPS0
Product: structural constituent of ribosome
Exons: 3
Coding region: 76-951 (291 amino acids)
Biological process (GO): ribosomal small subunit assembly; cytoplasmic translation
Cellular component (GO): 90S preribosome; ribosome; cytosolic small ribosomal subunit
Molecular function (GO): structural constituent of ribosome
Source: RefSeq, a predicted model, not a curated record